ACCCAGUAGAAUGAAGUUCUACAAGUUAAGUUUUAAAGUAAUCUUAAGGUUAUUUAUUUAUUUAUUCAUAUUGGUUCUAGAACAGAAUUAAAUCUAAAAUGUGUUUUGCAUUCAUUUGUGUAUAUACAUCCUAAUGUUGAUGUGUAAUAUAUGAGCGUCUAUCUCUGAGAAUAUGAUAAGAUAGCAAGUUUGAUCAACCUUCACUGAAAUACAUGGGGUUAACAAGUUUGGUAGGUGUUCCUACAUGAUUGGUUUAUAUGCGUGUAGUCCCGCCCUCUGGGGUGGAGUGUGAAAUGUGAUUGGCUGUUGGGAAGAGGGAGCGUAGAGAGGAGACACAGCCGGCAGUUUUUGGAAACUGAAGGGGAGACUCGCGUCGCGGCUGUUAUGAUUGCGUAACAUUCACGAAGUAUAAAAACAAGAGAUAGUAAUGUAUAUUGCGUGUGAACAACACGUUUUUGAUUACUUUGAGUUUGUUUUGUGUUUGUUUUAAGUUCGCGGUGUGUUUUCAUCAUAUACGUUUCCAGUGUCGGUUAUUAGUCAGUUCAGAGUGAGUGAGCAUUUUUUAAAUGCCUAGAUUGUCAACUGACAGUUACGGAGGACUAAAGCUGAACUGAGAGAGAGACGGUUAAACCGAAAAUAAGGAGGAGAAAAAAGAGACUGUUAGAUUAGUAUGAAACAAGGAUGAAAGAGUCAAAGAGGAGCAAAUAGCACCUCAAAUAGCCUGAAUACUACGUGAGAUUUGCCUCUCAUCAGCUGGGGAGAAAAAGUGAAAGUGAGGAUUUGAAAGACCCGCGGCAGAAGUUCGCCGAUCGAUCGCGGCUCGUUGGCCCGUUGUUCACAAGUGUUGUCAGUUUGGAGAACUGUCAUAUAUUGCUGUCAUCUGGAUCGCUGUCAUUUGGAUUGCUGUCAUCUGGAUCGCUGUCAACUGGUUUGCUGUCAUCUGGAUCAAGGUCAUCUUCAUCUGAGGUAUCUUGUUUAAUUUUAUUUGUGCUCAGGAGAGUGAAGAGGCCAUUUUCAUUUUCCCGGCCACAACGUACACUAGCAGCGAUACAGGCCUGCAACGGGGGUGUAUGAAUGUGUGAGUGUGUGGGCCCACAGAGUAUUGAGUUGUUUAUGGAGAUGCAGUGAGCAUAAAAUACUGCUGCGUGUUUUACAGUAUAGAUUUAUACUAAUAGUUUAUAUAGGUUUAAUUCAGUGUGUAAUUUAGUGACACAAUUGUAGCCACUUUCAAAGAGAAACAUAUUCAGUCACUCUUAGUCACUUGUUGAUUUAUAAGUUUAAUUGUUAGAGUGUAGAAAGGUGGUAUUUUUCUAUAUUGGUUUAAUUAAUAUUCUUCAUUGUACUGUAAAUUGCUGGGUUUGACUUUGGGUCAUUUUAUUGUCUUUUAGCUGUGCAUAAAUUCUAUAUUUUGUAUUUUGUUUUACAUCUGGGGUUUUUCCCAAUUUUUACAUUUCUAUUCUAAUUAAAUUAUUUAUAUUUUCUGAUUUAUCUAAGAGUUUUAUUAUUCACAGAGUUUAUUUCUGGUAAUUUAUUCAAACACAGCAAAUAUUUAUAUUCUCAUCUGCCUUAUUUACAUUACGUCAUUGAAAUAUAUCAGAGGAGCCUACUUCAACAUAUCUGUAGGCGUUUAGUGUAUUGAACCUGGAGCGCUAUCUUAAACUUAAUACACCUAGGUGGCGCUACAUAAAGUGGGGGCUCGUCCGGGAUCUCCCUCUGAUACAUCAAUGAUAAGUUCAUAAAGAAAGAAGAGACAAGUUAAAUUAUCUGAAUCCAAGCACCUACUGUCUUCUAUUCAAAAGUUCAUAAACUGUCGCUAUGGAUUUGAGAAAGGACCCCAGUCUUCAAGCAGAGUUAACAAAAUGGUGUGAAGCAGCCAGUAUUGAUUCUACUCAUGCUUUAAUCCUGCUAAAUGUACCUGUUUACACAGAAGUGGCAGAGAUUGAAGAUGUAAUGGAAACUGUCAAAGCUCUGGGAAGGGUUCGAGUGAGGGACACAAGAGAAGGACCUACUGCUCAGUCUAUGAUGGUUCUAUGUGAGUGCCGACAAGCCACUGACUCCACCCGUAUUCCUCCUGAAGUGACAAGGGGGGAAAAGAGUGAGCCCUGGUCAGUUAUCGUGAUUCAACCAAGUGAAAGUGACUCUAAUACAGAUGCUGAAGGAUUCUCUGAAAAGCUGACAAAGUUCUUGAUGGAGGAAGGGAAAACUUUUAGUGAUGUAAAAGCUUUAAUUACACCCCACAGUGCUGGUGAUAGUUCUCCUGAAUCAAUUAUACGUGCAAUGGGUGAAGUACUGGAAAAGACCAUAAAGCCAACAAGUGAUGGAAAUGCAUACCGACGACUUCGGACAUUUUCAGCCAUUGUUCCAACCCCAAUUGGAGAGGAAAACAUGGAUAACUGGAUAGAUCAAGCAAGGCUCAUGAUAACUGAGUGUGACUGUACUGAAAAAGAAAAACGACGCAGAAUCAUGGAAAGCCUUAAAGGACCAGCAAUGGAAAUAGUGAGAGCUGUUCGUUUCUCAAAUCCAGAAGCAGGUGCUUUAGAGUAUGUGGAAGCAUUAGAGAGUUCUUUUGGAUCUUCAGAGUCUGGUGAAGAUCUGUAUUUUAAGUUUCGACUUAUGCGUCAAAAUGCAGGGGAGGCAUUAUCAGAGUUUCUGAGGAGAAUGGACAAAGCUCUAAAAAAAGUGGUGGAAAGAAAUGGCCUGUCUUUCGGAAUGGCCGAUAAAGUGCGAGUAGAACAACUCAUUCGAGGGGCAGUGAAUUCUGAUCUCAUGUUGCUACAGUUGAGGCUUCGAGAACGUACAGCAUGCCCACCUUCUUUCCUGAGUCUGCUGAAGGAGAUACGUGAGGCAGAAGAGAGUGAAGCUUCUCGCCACAGAAUGUCAGCUAAAGCCAAAUCCAUACAGUAUUGUGAUGAAACCACAAGCACAUCUGUCAUUCAAGAACUCAAAGGAGAGAUUCAAGAGCUGCGUGCACACUUAUGUGGAGUCAUGCCCAAAACUGUUUCUACUUCUUCUUUGGUGGUUAAAUCCAGAGAGAAACCUAACCAGAUGGAAAAAACAGAAGAUGUAGAAUUUCAAGAGUUAAAGAAACAAGUUCAGUACUUACAACAACAGUUGGCAGUUAUGAGUGUCAGUCCUUCUCAGGGCUCACUAGAGGUUACAGAACAACGGCCAAAACCAUCACAGUCCACUUCAUCAUCAUUUAGCCGAAAGUCAACCAGAACAAAAGAUGAUUAUUUCUGUUACAAAUGUGGACAAGAUGGUCAUAUUGCGACAAAAUGUCAAGCCCCACAAAAUUCAGACCAAGUGAUCCAGAAGCUAAUUCGUUCUUUGCGGCAAGCUAAGAGUUUUAAGUCCGAGGCUAAUGAAAGCAGAAAAACCCAGAACCAAGUUUGUUUCUCUAAAAAGAGUCAGACAGACAUAAACAAAGCCAGCAGUAUUCCUAAAGGCCUAGUUGGACCAGCAUCCACAGUAGAAGUGACAAUUAAUGGACAUUUAUGUCAAGCCCUGUUAGACAGUGGAUCACAAGUGACAAUAGUGUUCGAGAGUUGGUACUCUAAGAAUUUAGAUUAUGUACCGAUUCACCCCUUGACUGGAUUAUCCAUAUGGGGCCUCAGUUCGUCCAGUUAUCCUUAUAAGGGAUAUAUAGUAGUGGAUGUCACUUUCCCGUUCUCAGUCAGUGGAGUAAAGGAGCCGCUGUCCAUCUUGGCUCUCGUAUGUCCUGAACCUCAAGGGCCCUCCCAGUUACCAGUCAUUAUUGGAACAAAUGCCAGUUUCUUCCAGCGCCUUGCUACUCUCAGUCAUGAUGUAAAAGCAUCCAGCACUGCACAAGCUUUGAGAAUUCAUACUAACCUUCCUGAAAUCCAUCUCAAUCAGCAGACAUGUAAAAAUACCUCAAUCGACCAGCCUGAGGGGAAAGUACGGUGGAUGGGACCUGAAAAGUGUGUAGUUCCAUCUAGAGGAGAAGUACUGGCUGUCUGUAAAAUAGAGACUGAAAAACCCUUGAGAAAAGAAAUUUUUGUGGUAGACUCACCUGAAGAGGACAAUCUUCCAGCUGGUACAUUCAUAACUCCAUUUGUGCUUCCCUUUUCCACCGUUCAAGAUAACAGUGUGCAAGUGUUAGUCCAUAAUGAAACCUCAAAGGACAUUUCAAUUCCAUCGGGUACAAUAAUGGCCAAUGUGUACCUUACUGACACACUUACUGUUGGUUCUGGGGAAAAAAGCUCUCAAGUAAUUGACCCAAGCCUGUUUAAAUUUGAAGAGUCAUCCAUUCCUGAGUUAUGGGAAAUGCGACUCCGUCAGAAGUUGGCAGUCAGAAGUGAUGUCUUUUCUACCAAUGAGUGGGAUGUGGGAUUAGCCCAAGGAGUUGAACAUAACAUUAGACUGACAGACACCAAACCUUUCAGAGAGCGCUCCAGACGCAUCGCUCCUGCAGACAUCGAGGAUGUGCGACGCCAUAUCAAAGAACUUUUAGAGGCUGGAAUAAUUACAGAAUCAAGAAGCCAGUAUGCAUCGCCCAUUGUAAUUGCAAGGAAAAAGAGUGGAGCAGUUAGGAUGUGCAUCGAUUACAGAACUCUAAAUGCUCGCACCAUCCCCGAUCAGUACACUACUCCCAGAAUUGAUGAUGCUCUGGACUGUUUGGCUGGCAGUAAGUGGUUCUCUGUGCUAGAUCUUCGCAGUGGAUAUUAUCAAAUAGCUAUGGCUGAGGAGGACAAAGAAAAGACAGCAUUUAUCUGUCCUUUAGGAUUUUUCCAGUUUGAACGUAUGCCUCAAGGGAUUACUGGAGCUCCAGCCACUUUUCAACGGCUAAUGGAAAAAGCUGUUGGUGACAUGCAUCUCCUUCAAGUAAUAGUCUAUCUGGAUGACAUCAUUGUGUUUGGGCGCACUCUUGAAGAACAUGAAGAGAGACUAUUAAAAGUUUUAGAUCGACUCAGAGAGUGUGGCCUCAAAGUUUCAAUUGAUAAAUGCCAGUUUUGUCAGUCCCAAGUACGUUAUGUGGGGCACAUUGUGUCAGCUGCUGGAGUAUCACCAGACCCAGCUAAAGUUGAGGCGGUAACCCGCUGGAAAAUGCCCACUGAUCUGAAAUCACUGAGAUCCUUUCUUGGUUUCUGUGGAUUUUACCGACGAUUCAUAAAAGACUACUCAGCCAUUGUAAGGCCAUUAACAGAACUCACUAAAGGGUACCCACCAACCUCUGGCCAAAACAAAAAGACCGCAGAUGUCAGGAAAUAUCACAAAACGUCUGAGCCUUUUGGAGAGCGUUGGGAUGAUAACUGUACAGCAGCAUUUCACAAGAUCAUUUAUUGUCUUACACAUGCCCCAGUACUUGCUUUCGCCGACCCUAACAAAUCCUAUGUUCUUCAUGUGGAUGCUAGCCUUAAUGGUCUGGGAGCUGUUUUGAAUCAAGAGCAUCCUGGUGGACUUAGGCCAGUAGCCUAUGCAAGCCGAAAGCUGAGUGCAUCUGAGCAGCGUUACCCCAUUCAUCAGCUUGAGUUCUUGGCGCUUAAAUGGGCAGUUGUGGACAAGUUCCAUGAUUAUCUUUAUGGUGCUCAGUUUGUGGUGAAAACAGACAACAAUCCACUUACCUAUGUGCUGUCCAGCGCCAAGUUGAGUGCAACAGGUCACCGAUGGUUAGCUGCUUUAGCCACAUACAACUUUAGCUUACAAUACAAGCCUGGGAGUCACAACACGGAUGCUGAUGUAUUGUCACGCUACCCCUUUGAAUCAGCUAUCUCAACAGAAUGGAAGGAAAUUUCAAAGUCAGGAGUAAAAGCUAUUUGCCAGCUGGCAAGAAUUAAUGAAAGUGAUGAGUCAUCCUCCAGGCUAGUGGAUCAUCUAUGUGUCUCUCCUCACAGUAUCCCAGAAGCAUUUGUUUGUCCCACUUCAUUGAGUUUCAGUCCUAUGGAACAGUUGAGCCAUGAGGAGUUAAGUAAGGCUCAAGAUGAAGAUCCUGUAAUUGGUAUAGUGAAGCGAGAAUUGGAGUCUGGACAAGUACUUACUGAUACUAGGAGUUCAGAUGAUUCAAUUGCUCUGUUACGGCGGCAGGGACCCAAGUUGAAAAUUGAGAAUAAACUUCUGUACAGAGUCACCAACAGUUCCUGCAGAAAGGAAAAUAUACAGCUUGUCUUACCCUCAAGGUAUUGGUCCCAUGUACUGCGCUCCUUGCAUGAUGACUCUGGUCAUUUGGGGGUAGAGAGAACAACUGAACUACUGAGAGAUCGAUUCUAUUGGCCCCGAAUGUCUAGCUAUGUGGAGCAGUAUGUUAAGAAUUGUGGGCGAUGUGUAACAAGAAAAACAUUACCUAAGAAGGCUGCCCCACUGAACCACCUAACCAGCAAUGGGCCAUUUGACUUAGUAUGUAUUAACUUCUUAUCUAUUGAGCCUGACUCCAGAGGUCUAAGCAAUGUUCUGGUUGUAACCGACCACUUCACUCGCUACGCACAAGCAUUUGUAACCAAAGAUCAGAAAGCACUAACUGUGGCCAAAGUACUGUGCGACAAAUUUUUUGUUCACUAUGGCUUACCCACCCGAAUCCACUCAGAUCAGGGAAGAGACUUUGAGAGUGGUCUCAUAAAAGAAAUGCUUAACAUGCUUGGUAUAAGAAAAUCCAGAACGUCACCCUAUCAUCCACAAGGAGAUCCUCAGCCAGAAAGAUUCAACCGAACACUGCUGUCCAUGCUCGGUACUCUGAAUCCUACGGAGAAACACAGAUGGAGUCAGCACAUCAACCGAUUAGUGCACGCUUACAACUGUACUAAGAAUGAUGCAACUGGAUAUUCCCCGUACUAUCUUCUAUUUGGAAGAGAGGCUCGUCUGCCAGUGGAUGUGUGUUUUGGAACUUCACCUGAUGGAAAAGGAGCUGGUAGCCAUCGACAAUAUGUAGAAAGAAUGAAGUCAGAGUUACAACAAGCAUAUCAGUUGGCAACUGAAACUGCACAGAAAAGUCAAAAGAGAAACAAACGAUUGUAUGACAAGCAUAUAAAACAUCAGACACUGGCUGUAGGAGAUCGUGUGCUGACAAGAAAUCUGGGUAUGACUGGAAAGAACAAACUUGGUGACAAGUGGAAUUCUGUUCCUUACCUGAUAGUUGAAAAGCUGAAUAACUUACCUGUAUAUCGUUUAAAACCUGAAUCUGGAAUGGGAAGUGUGAGGACUCUUCACAGAGACCAUCUCUUACCUGUUGGGGAUGAUGUGAGAUUGUCUGAUUCAGGAAAAAUUCAAAAUACAGCUGCUCCAACAGAGAUCAGGACAGAAUCUGUGGGGAGAAAAUAUGGAAGAGGAUUAAAGGAAAUAAAUCAGAACAUGACAGGAAGUGGAUUGAGAAAUGACUCAGACAGUGAAGAGGAUGACUUGUGGUAUUACUAACCGAAUAGGGUCGAUGAAACUCAAAAGUAUGUAACACAGGAGGAAUCUUCAAUAAAUGAGGGAGCAGUUUACAAUCAGGAUGAAUUGGAAAGACCCGCUGCAGAGAUGGAUGACACAUCAGUCACUGACCAGGGCCACGAAGCAGUAUUGGAGCAGACUCCUGAGGAAAUUGAAGAUGCUGCUCUAGAAGGGGGAGAUCCUGGAACAGCCAAUACUACUAGAGAGGUAGUAGAGCAUGUUCAUGUGCGACCUAAGAGAAACACAAGACCUAUAGACCGAUUGAGCUAUGAUUGUCUGGGGAGACCCACUAACAAGUCUUUAACCUUAGUUCACAGAGGAAUGGUUGUAAAAGUACAAGGUGGGGAUAGUUCACCAAAGUUUUGUAAUACAGUGUGGUGCCACCCUAUGGCACGGUGUACUCAUUGUGUUCAAGUAAGCAAUUGUGCUGAGCCUGAGAUCACUAUUGAAGUUUAAUGAGGUAAUCUCAUGAGGACAUGAGAUGUUUAGAAGGGGGAGCAUGUAACCCAGUAGAAUGAAGUUCUACAAGUUAAGUUUUAAAGUAAUCUUAAGGUUAUUUAUUUAUUUAUUCAUAUUGGUUCUAGAACAGAAUUAAAUCUAAAAUGUGUUUUGCAUUCAUUUGUGUAUAUACAUCCUAAUGUUGAUGUGUAAUAUAUGAGCGUCUAUCUCUGAGAAUAUGAUAAGAUAGCAAGUUUGAUCAACCUUCACUGAAAUACAUGGGGUUAACAAGUUUGGUAGGUGUUCCUACAUGAUUGGUUUAUAUGCGUGUAGUCCCGCCCUCUGGGGUGGAGUGUGAAAUGUGAUUGGCUGUUGGGAAGAGGGAGCGUAGAGAGGAGACACAGCCGGCAGUUUUUGGAAACUGAAGGGGAGACUCGCGUCGCGGCUGUUAUGAUUGCGUAACAUUCACGAAGUAUAAAAACAAGAGAUAGUAAUUUAUAUUGCGUGUGAACAACACGUUUUUGAUUACUUUGAGUUUGUUUUGUGUUUGUUUUAAGUUCGCGGUGUGUUUUCAUCAUAUACGUUUCCAGUGUCGGUUAUUAGUCAGUUCAGAGUGAGUGAGCAUUUUUUAAAUGCCUAGAUUGUCAACUGACAGUUACGGAGGACUAAAGCUGAACUGAGAGAGAGACGGUUAAACCGAAAAUAAGGAGGAGAAAAAAGAGACUGUUAGAUUAGUAUGAAACAAGGAUGAAAGAGUCAAAGAGGAGCAAAUAGCACCUCAAAUAGCCUGAAUACUACGUGAGAUUUGCCUCUCAUCAGCUGGGGAGAAAAAGUGAAAGUGAGGAUUUGAAAGACCCGCGGCAGAAGUUCGCCGAUCGAUCGCGGCUCGUUGGCCCGUUGUUCACAAGUGUUGUCAGUUUGGAGAACUGUCAUAUAUUGCUGUCAUCUGGAUCGCUGUCAUUUGGAUUGCUGUCAUCUGGAUCGCUGUCAACUGGUUUGCUGUCAUCUGGAUCAAGGUCAUCUUCAUCUGAGGUAUCUUGUUUAAUUUUAUUUGUGCUCAGGAGAGUGAAGAGGCCAUUUUCAUUUUCCCGGCCACAACGUACACUAGCAGCGAUACAGGCCUGCAACGGGGGUGUAUGAAUGUGUGAGUGUGUGGGCCCACAGAGUAUUGAGUUGUUUAUGGAGAUGCAGUGAGCAUAAAAUACUGCUGCGUGUUUUACAGUAUAGAUUUAUACUAAUAGUUUAUAUAGGUUUAAUUCAGUGUGUAAUUUAGUGACACAAUUGUAGCCACUUUCAAAGAGAAACAUAUUCAGUCACUCUUAGUCACUUGUUGAUUUAUAAGUUUAAUUGUUAGAGUGUAGAAAGGUGGUAUUUUUCUAUAUUGGUUUAAUUAAUAUUCUUCAUUGUACUGUAAAUUGCUGGGUUUGACUUUGGGUCAUUUUAUUGUCUUUUAGCUGUGCAUAAAUUCUAUAUUUUGUAUUUUGUUUUACAUCUGGGGUUUUUCCCAAUUUUUACAUUUCUAUUCUAAUUAAAUUAUUUAUAUUUUCUGAUUUA
Molecule: messenger RNA, 9372 nt
Organism: Danio rerio (zebrafish)
Lineage: Eukaryota; Metazoa; Chordata; Actinopteri; Cypriniformes; Danionidae
Source: RefSeq, a predicted model, not a curated record